Penicillium paradoxum is the source of this 636-nucleotide messenger RNA. RefSeq lists its product as uncharacterized. Lineage: Eukaryota; Fungi; Ascomycota; Eurotiomycetes; Eurotiales; Aspergillaceae. The coding region runs from base 1 to 636 and encodes 211 amino acids. The record is from RefSeq and is a predicted model, not a curated record. The transcript has a single exon. Gene Ontology annotation, cellular component: mitochondrion.
AUGGCUUCCCGCCCACCAAACUUCCUCCGCUACUUCCGUCUCCAAGCGGUUCGAAACACUAGACCGCAUGCGUCACGACGAGCCAUUUCCACACCCCCUUCUCCUUCACAGCCCCCAAAGGCAUCGCAGGUGAACCCAAGUGACUCCCGCUCUCGCUUACGCAAGUUCAAUGACCGCCUACCUCGCUUUCUCCGCACAUAUACUACACCCUUAUUCGGCGCACCGGUCACCCAUAUCACCUCAUUCUUAAUACUUCAUGAAAUCACGGCCAUCCUUCCGCUCUUUGGACUAGUUGGUGCAUUUCAUUAUGGUGCCUGGAUGCCGGACCUUGCCUCGGAGACAGGCGAGACCAAUGCCUUUGACGAGGGUGCUGCCCGCUUUGGCCGCUGGCUGAAGAAAAAAGGUUGGGUGGACGAGGCAGAUGUCAAUACCGUUGCGGAGCACGAAACCACUGGGGAGAAGAGAACGGAAAGAGCAGGAGUGCGAUUAGUGCUUGAAUUUGCUACGGCUUAUGCUAUUACCAAGGCUUUGUUGCCAGCUCGGUUGGCAGCGAGUGUUUGGGCCACACCGUGGUUUGCAAGGACAGUCUUCACACCGACGGCAAAUCUGGCCAAACGGCUCUUCAGAAGAGGCUGA